This is a messenger RNA of Nothoprocta perdicaria, 3526 nucleotides long. RefSeq names its product OTU deubiquitinase 7B (gene OTUD7B). Gene Ontology annotation, cellular component: nucleus; cytoplasm. The transcript has 12 exons. Gene Ontology annotation, biological process: protein K48-linked deubiquitination; protein deubiquitination involved in ubiquitin-dependent protein catabolic process; protein K63-linked deubiquitination. Gene Ontology annotation, molecular function: K63-linked polyubiquitin modification-dependent protein binding; DNA binding; cysteine-type deubiquitinase activity. The record is from RefSeq and is a predicted model, not a curated record. NCBI's taxonomy places the organism in Eukaryota, Metazoa, Chordata, Aves, Tinamiformes, Tinamidae. The coding region runs from base 85 to 2652 and encodes 855 amino acids.
CGGCGGCGGCGAGCGAUGGAGCCGCCCCGAGACUGAGGCCGAGGUGCUGAUCCGGGAGCGCUCCAGGAGCACGCCACCUUGGAUAUGGACGUCGUGCUGUCGGAUUUUGUUCGCUCAACGGGGGCAGAGCCGGGACUGGCCCGAGACCUGCUCGAAGGGAAAAACUGGGAUCUGAGCGCGGCCCUGAGCGACUUCGAGCAGCUGCGGCAGGUGCACGCGGGGAACCUGCCGCACGCCUUCAACGAGGGGCGCAGCUACAGGGCUGCCGAGAAGGAGGCGCCGCGGCCGGCGCGGCCGCCGCUCCAGCGGCAGGACGACAUCGUGCAAGAAAAGCGCCUGUCGCGAGGCAUCUCCCACGCCAGCUCCACCAUCGUCUCCCUGGCCCGCUCCCACGUCUCCAGCAAUGGCAGCAGCGAGCACCUCCUGGAGAUGCCCAUCUGCACGUUCCAGCUGCCCGACCUCACCGUGUACACGGAGGACUUCCGCAGCUUCAUCGAGCGCGACCUCAUCGAGCAGUCCAUGCUCGUGGCCUUGGAGCAGGCUGGUCGCCUCAACUGGUGGGCUGCCGUGGACCCCAGCUGCCAGCGGCUCCUUCCCCUGGCCACCACGGGCGACGGGAACUGCCUGCUCCACGCUGCCUCCCUGGGCAUGUGGGGUUUCCACGACAGGGAUCUUAUGCUGCGCAAAUCCCUCUAUACYCUGAUGGAUAAAGGCGUGGAAAGGGAAGCCCUGAAGCGGAGGUGGCGCUGGCAGCAGACGCAGCAGAACAAGGAGUCCGGCCUGGUUUACACGGAAGAGGAGUGGCAGAAGGAGUGGAAUGAGCUGAUCAAGCUGGCGUCAAGUGAGCCCCGCGUCCACUACGGCACGAAUGGAGGCAACUGCGGAGGGGUGGAAAGCUCCGAAGAGCCAGURUACGAGAGCCUGGAGGAGUUCCAUGUUUUUGUCCUCGCCCAUGUGCUGAAGAGACCCAUCGUGGUGGUGGCAGACACAAUGCUGCGCGACUCGGGGGGCGAAGCCUUUGCGCCCAUCCCCUUUGGAGGCAUUUAUCUUCCUCUUGAAGUCCCCGCCAACAAAUGCCAUCGCUCUCCGUUGGUUCUGGCCUACGACCAAGCUCAUUUUUCUGCCCUGGUAUCCAUGGAGCAGAAGGAACCCACAAAAGAUCAAGCCGUGAUCCCCCUGACGGACUCGGAGCACAAGCUGCUGCCCGUGCACUUCGCCGUGGACCCCGGGAAGGAGUGGCAGUGGGGCAAAGACGACAGCGACAACGUCAAGCUGGCCGGCGUGACGUUAUCACUGGAAGCAAAGCUGCAUUUGCUGCACAGCUACAUGAAUGUUAAAUGGAUCACCUUGCCUUGUGACACGCAGGCGCCUUUGGCCCAGCCGGAAUCGCCCACGGCCUCGGCYGGCGACGACGCUCGCUCGGCCGCGGAGUCGGGCGACUCCGACAAGGAGUCUGUGUGCAGCAGCUCGGCCAGCAACGGCGGCGGCCGGGCCUGCAGGGACAAAGAGAAGCCAAAGAAAGACCGCGACAAGGAGAAGGACAAGAAGCGGGCAGACUCRGUCGCCAACAAGCUGGGCAGCUUCGGCAAGACGCUGGGCAGCAAGCUCAAGAAGAACAUGGGCGGCUUGAUGCACAGCAAAACCAUCAAGGGCGGCRUGAGCAACGGGGACACCCUGGAGAAGAAGAAGAAGGGCUCGCUGAAGACACGGAAAGGCAGCAGAGAGGAGCCUUCCGCCGGAGACUUGGCAGCUCCAGGGGAGAAAUCCAGCAAAGCGGCCGCGGAGAAGCCGGCGGAUCCCUACAAAUACAGCAACGACGUGAGGCUGAGCCUGAGCAUCCUGCGGGCGGCCAUGCAGGGCGAGCGCAAGUUCAUCUUUGCCGGCCACCUCAAGACCAGCAACCGGCACCAGUACCAGGAGGAGAUGAUCCAGCGGUACCUGCUGGAUGCCGAGGAGCGCUUCCUGGCCGAGCAGAAGCAGAAGGAGGCGGAGAAGAAGGCGCUGGGCCCCGUGGGCAGGAAGGUGGAGCCGGAGGGCAGCGUUCCCAAGGGCGAGGAGGGGAUGCUGAGCCCCGCUUACCCGCCGCCGCCGUCCUACGCCCUGCCAGCCCCGGAGCUGCCGCUGGGCGCCAAGACGGUGGCUUUUCCCUCCAGCUACUCGGGSGUCUUCACCUUCCCGCGGCCCUCCGUGGGCGGUGGGGCCGAGGGCUGCCCCGCGGGCGGCUGCCAGGACGUGCGGCGGCAGCUCGCCGGCGGCUCCGGCCUGCCUCCCUACGCCACCCUGCCCCGCCACUGCCCCCCGGCCCGCGCCGGGCCCUACGCCUGCGGCCCGCUGCCCGCCGCCCGCUUCUCUCCACCCGAUCCAGAGGCUCAAGCCGGGUUCCCCGUGGAGGCCGACGGCCCGGCCGGCCUCCCCGCCGCCGCUGCCUCCCCCAGCAACGGCUACCGGGACUGCGCGGAGCAGGAGGCGUCGCUGAAAGGGGCCGGCGUGGACAAAACGAGGGGCCGGGCGCUGUACAGCGGGCAGCAGCCCAAGUGCAAGCAGCCCAACUGCGGCUUUUACGGGCAUCCCGAAACCGGGAAUUUCUGCUCCUGCUGCUACAAGGAGGAACUGAAGCGCAAGGAGCGGGAAGCGCUCGUGCACCGGUUCUGAGGCGCYGGCCGAGGCGGCAGCGGAGCGCUUCUCGCCUUACUGUCCUGCCCGCGCGCUCCGCACAGGGAGCGGGCGCUCGGCCACCGGGGCGCCCGGGAGGAGCAAGCGGAGACUCUGGAAGGAGGCAGGAGGCCGGAGCCGGGAUGCGCUCGGCUCGGAGCACGUGGGCCCAGCGGGCCGGGAGGGAAGUUCUCCGGAGCGACCCGAGGAACCAGACCAAAGCCUUCCGGCRCCGCGAGCUCCCGCAGCGCCGCUCCGCCGCGCCCAGCCAAAGCGCCCGGCGAAUUCCGGCUCCGGAGCCGCAGAGCUUUUAACGGAGAGGUUUUUAACACUGUUCUUAGUGUACAUACAAUUAUUUUUUGCUGGUACUGAGAGAAACACAUAGUUGCAGUUGGACUUUAUUUCCCUUUUCUCCCCCCCACCCCGGUUGAGGAGCUCGUCGGAGCUGCCCCCCUGCAGCCGCAGUAUAUUUUUAAAUGUUUUAUUUUUCAACUCUUUUUUUGGGGGGUUGGGAGGGGAGCCGAGGGGCUCUGAGCUCCCGGGCCGGCGCCUCUGCCCAGCAAUAACCCCGGAGCCCCCGGCCCGGCCGCCCCGCGCGCCGUGACUCUUUCUACUUGAUCAAGCUACUUCCGUACUACCUCUGUUCUGCCGAAUAGGAUUAACUUGGCUCCAUUUUGCUGAGCCCCUAACUGACCUUUCGACUGAGUCAUAUUAAAGCUAUUUUUGAUAAUAGGGCUAACGAGCGAAGCGGGAGGAAGGCGCUCCCCCCUCGGCCGUGCACGCUUGACGCGCUCCCAUCCGCGCUCCCUUCUCCCUCCCCGGCUCGCGGCGGGGGGCACCUCUAGCACUGCAAUGUUUGCACAGAUUUUUUKUU